Molecule: messenger RNA, 1713 nt
Organism: Aspergillus pseudoviridinutans
Lineage: Eukaryota; Fungi; Ascomycota; Eurotiomycetes; Eurotiales; Aspergillaceae
Product: Zn(II)2Cys6 transcription factor domain-containing protein
Exons: 2
Coding region: 1-1713 (570 amino acids)
Biological process (GO): regulation of DNA-templated transcription
Molecular function (GO): zinc ion binding; DNA-binding transcription factor activity, RNA polymerase II-specific
Source: RefSeq, a predicted model, not a curated record
AUGAAAGACAGAAAGAUUCCCUUGGCCAAACCAUCCUCCGUGCCAAUUCGCUCGCGGAACGGAUGUACGACUUGCAAAAUCCGUAAAGUCAAAUGCGGAGAGGAAAAGCCCAAUUGUAUUCGAUGCACCAGCACAGGGCGCAAGUGUGACUACCCUAGCCCAGCUCCAUCGCGCCAUGCCUCAACAUCAGCAUCUAGCGUGGUUCCGGUCCUGGACCGGCCGCUUUCGCUUUCACCGAGUAGGGUAUGGCUAGAGCGGCGGGCCUUCGCUCAUUAUGCCCAACAUGCUGCGUCAUUCAUUGGCGGGGGGCUGGAAAUCGACUUUUGGGUCGGUGUUCUGACCCAGGUAUGUCGGACUGAGCCUGCAGUGUGGGAUGCGAUCAACGCCAUUAGUGCCCUCUUUGAGAAUCCAGAUCCCUGCAUCGAUCCUGUCUGGCCCAGGCAAAACAACAACGGAUCUCAGGUCUUGCGUCCUAGCCACAGGGAUGCCUUACGCUGGUACUCGCGCUCGUUAGCCACUAUGCGCAGACAAAUUGACCGGGGCAGUGUUGACAUGAAUGUAGCGUUGAUUAGCUGCAUCUUGUUCAUCUGCAUAGAAAUGGUGCAAGGGCGGGUGGAUGAGGCGCUACGGCUGUACCAGCAGGGGGUAGGCCUCAUCUUCGACCUCCGGGCAGGUGGUACUAGGAUGGGGUCUUGCACGGACUUCGCUCUUUUGCAAGAUACGAUCAUCCCUUUUUUCCUACGACUGGGCACAAUUGCGCAGCGUAUUUCAGGCGUCCCUGUCAGUGGCUUACUCGAGGAAAUGCAGGGUCGCACCGAAAACAUAUUCUCCUCACUUAGCUCAGCCCGUCUCGCAAUGGCUGCUCUCGCUGCAGAAGGCAUGAUCUUCCAGCGCUCUGUUGAGGAGCAUUUUGCGACUAAGGGCCCCGGAUGCGCCGUUCCCCUAGCAUUCAAGAGCAAACAGAAAGAUCUCCAGAAACGACUGGCAAAGUGGCAUCGCGCCUACACCGACUUUGUGAAUUCAUCUGACCCGUCGGAAGUUCCUAUUGGCUUGACCUCUCUCUUGCUUUCCUUCCACGCUGUCACAUCGAUUGUUACCGCCGUUUCCACUGAGCAUCUGGAGACCGCAUACGACGCCUUUCUACCCCAAUUCCGGCUCAUUGUUGAACAGUCCGCUGUACAUCUCGAAGCUUCAGCUGGCCCGAAUGGCAGGCAGCCGCCAUUCACCUUGGAGACGGGCCCUGGUCUCUCGUUGUUGAUGACUGCUAUUAAGUGCCGUGACCCGUGGCUGCGCAGAAGGGCCUUGGAAUUAUUGAGAAAGGCACCUCCAGUGCAGGCGCUGUACAGGUGUGCACCGGGUGCGACAUUAGCGGAAUCUUUUAUUAAAUAUGAGGAAUCAGGGACUAUAUUCAACGGGUCUAGCCCUGGAUGCGCAGGUUCUUAUGGCGAAGGGAGUCAUUGGACGAAAACGUUUCCAGAAAGUGGAAGAAGUGAGAUCGAAUCUACUAUUACAACAUUGAUACCGGAGGAAUCUCGAAUCCACGGCUAUAGCGUUUUCCAGCCGCUAGACGACCCCUGGCUAUUAGGCGAUCCAGACAUCUCCAAGUGGAAUCGGAGGCCUGAUCAGACCUACUUCAGGUUUUCACGGAAUCGAUUUGAUGAAAAUACAAAGACGUGGCGAAUGGUCCAUGACAUUGUCCCGAUUGACUAUUGA